GAAACAGAGAGCACGAACGCGAAGAAAAUGGAAGCAGAAGAAGAAGUAACAAAUGCAGUAUCCCCAGGUUCAGGCUCCGGUUCCGUUCAUCCAAUUUCCGAAGAGGAUUAUCACAGCGAUGAUGAUAACAGCGAUCGAAAUCGAAGAGAACCGAAGGGUUCGCUAUUGACGUCGUCUUCAUCAGUCGAUCGAAAGGAGAUGCUUAGCGCACUAGAGAUGGUGGAGAGAGAUUCCGUUGCCAUCGCCAAUAGCUUCUCAUCUCUUCUUACGUCUCUCCGUUUGGCUCUUUCUGAGGUUAGUGGGAUUACAGUUGAUCAUAUACAUUGCUUUAGUGAUGCUGCCGGUCGUCUUCAAGAGUCAGCACUGGAUGCAACAAGUAAGGGCAGUCGAUACAUAAAUUCAUGUCUCAGGUUAAAUGAUGAAACAAGAGGCAUCAAAAGUCUUGCUAUGCAUAUAAAGAUUCUGAGAAAGAAGAUCGAUGUUCUGGAUUCUUCUAUGGACAAACUUGUCCGUCGUCGUCAUUGAUGUUCAUUUCGAUAACAACUUAAUUUUCUCUUGUUUCAAUUUUGCAUUUUUUUGCUCCAAACUGUCAUUUUUACAUUUGGCUUGCUUAAACUGUCAUUUUAUUUGGCUGAAAGAUGGGACUCAUAUUAUAAUGGCAUCCUUAUGUUCUUCCAUGCUUUUUUUCAUGUUUAGUGACAUCAAUAAUAACUAAAUUAC
Messenger RNA from Cynara cardunculus var. scolymus (artichoke), 720 nucleotides. RefSeq lists its product as uncharacterized. Bases 28 to 525 code for a protein of 165 amino acids. The record is from RefSeq and is a predicted model, not a curated record. The transcript has 5 exons. NCBI's taxonomy places the organism in Eukaryota, Viridiplantae, Streptophyta, Magnoliopsida, Asterales, Asteraceae.